AGAAGAAAAAAAGACGCAGUAUACUAAUGACAGCCACCUCCAUGCUGACUGCUUUGAUUUCUGAACAGAGCGAGCCAGCCCGGGUAAAGCCGUAAUUACCUCUCAAGGAUAAACGAUAAUAUCACUUUCCUCAUCACGUCUUUGGGGCGAGACGGUCGACGCUGCACUCUCAUAGGCAAACGAAGCGACUUCUAUAUAAGACGGUUCGUCCGCAACGCUUUCCGGACUGAGCUGGAAUGUCAAGUGAAUGCCACUUGAUUGUUUUCAGGUGGAUUCACUUGACAUUCCAGCUCAGGUUUUUCCGUGCGGGUGUUUGACUGGAAAAGCAGACUAAGGUGAGUACAUGCUUUUUUCUCUUCUCUUGUUAUAAGUUCUUCCCCUGUGAGCGUGCAAGGUCACAGCCAUUUAUGGAAUGCAUGUAGGUGAAAGAAAAAAAGAAAUGAGGUUCAUUCCUUCCCGCUGCCGACAUGCAAUCUUUGUGAUUUUAAAGUGCACCUUCUUAGAUCAUCGCAGUAGAUGAAAUGAAAAAUAAACGAUUGCAAACAGUACAACAUUAUUUUUUUAUUUAGGACAUUGCAUUGCGUUGUAUGUUUUGGAGGACAUUGCUAAUUUACAAGUCGGCUUCACCUAACUUCUACGUGCGUUGCGGGAAGUCAACGUUAGGAAAUGCUCAGUCUUGCUGGAUUGCUUGUUUCUUUGCAUUUCAAUUCAGCGGAACGGUGUUUUUUCUAAUUGUUUGACUUUGGUUCUUCAUAAAACAUAUUUUCCAGUUCAUCGUCUUUGUUGUAACUACUCCGACGAGGUUGAAGGGUCAUCUCACAUUUUGGGCUUGUAAGAUCGACUUCUUCUAAGCAUUUUUUUAGCUUCUCUUUUUCAUUUCAUGUUCGGGUAACAACAGAACACUUCACCUGCACGUCAAUGGCAAACAGGUCAGAAAGAAAGGAAUGUGUCUACCUUCAUUUGUGAGAUGUAGCUAGUCUUCACCCAACUCCUACGUGCAUUGGGGGAAAGCCUACUUUAGGAAAUGUUCAGUCUUGUUACUGCAUGUUUCUUUGCAUUUAAACUUAGCGAAACGGUGUUUUUUUUUUAUCGUUUGAUUUUGCUUUGACAUAAAACAUAUUUUCCAGUUCAUCUUCCUUCUUUUGCCGUAACUACUCCGAAGAGGUUGAAGGGAACAGUUUGAGAUCUUCCUUGACAACAAGGCAAAAAUGUGUGCUAUACAAUGGAGAAGAGGUGGAAAACUUUUUUUUUUCAAGUUAAUCCACUCGGGAUUCCAGAUGAAGAUUUUUUUUCUCCGUGAGAGUGUUUGACUGGAAAGACAGACUGUGGUAAGUACAUGGAUUUGCCCUCCUCUUUUGCAAUACAUAUACUAUAUAUAAUGCUUUUCUAUGAACAUGCAAGUCAUUUAUGGAAAUGCAAAUAUGAGGAACGACAAGGUUUCAUGCCUCUCGCUUUCAGUGGCGACAUGCAGGUCUUUGUGAUUUAAGGAAUGCUUUCCUAGCCCAUCACAGGAAGUGAAAACGUUUGCAAACAGUUAUUUUUUUUUUAUUUAGAUACAAGGACAGUGAGAUCACAGCCCUUUUAGAUAGUGAGAUUCCAUAGCCAGAGUGAUGUCGACCAAUUGUUCUGCCAAGAGAGUAAAUGUUGCCUGGGCAGCGGCGAAGUUUUAACUCACGUUCUAAGCACAAACAGCAUACAUCUGAGCAUUCGUUAUCGUAAUAGGUCCUUGUAAGAUUGGCUGUCUCUAAGCAUUUUUGCAGCUGGCGUGUUUCGUUUCGUGUUAGGGUAACACCAGAACGCUUCGGUUUACCGUUUUCACUCCAAAUGCGUACCACAAGCAAGUCAGAAGGGCACGAAUGUACAUAAACAUAUUUUUCCAGUUCAGCUUCUUUGCUGCAAUUGCCCUGAUGAAGCUGAAGGGAAGAGGAUGGAAGCUUCGUUAGCUCGAUGAUCACCACAACAAGCAAAAACGUGUGCCACACAACGGAGAAGAGAACACACAAACAUCUAUCCAUGUCUGUUCACUCACAAUGAAAUGAGAGGGCUUAGUACAAAUGUACAUUUUUAUUUCCCUGAUACAUGAGCGGUGAUUAUUUUUUUUAUGCUCCAUUGUGCACCAGUCGAUGUUUGAAGAGGUCAAGUGUUAGCUUGCUGAUGUAGCCUGUUAAGUAGUGCCAACCUUCAGACUCGGCUUGUUCCAUGAAACAUAGACUCUCGGCAGCAAGAUGCAUAGCGUCAACCUCGUCAGCAUAUGUCAAAAUUUCGUCCACGUGACGUGACCAUUCAGCAAGUAAGGCAAAAGUUUUCCAAGUAACCCUGUCAGGAGGUUGAUCUGGCAGCGCUUGAAACAACACCAUAUCCGUCACAAUUUUAAAAGCUUCCACGAGCGAAGUUUUGCCUACUUGUGUUAACCCACAUUCCAAUAUCUCUUUGUAGGAGACGUGUUUGAGACGACACACAGGCUGCAUCCGAAAUUCGUGUGUGUAACCUCUUCUCCAUCUGCCACACACAUCUCUACCUAGCACAGGCUGCUCUUCAUCUGCGUCUGAUGAUGACAACCAUGCGCCAUCAAGCCGAGGAUCAACCUCAGGCCAUGUUGUGUCAUCGGCGGCUGACUUGUCUUGACUGGUCAUUACAAACCAAGUUCAUUCUAUACAGCAAGAGGAGAAAGCAAAUUGUCAACAUAACAGCGAAGCCUCCAUAACACAAGUAAGCUAUGUCAUCCGUCAUGGAAAAGUUGGAUAAACUGAAAAAAUGUGGUGACGGUGAAAUUCAGAAAAUGAGCAACAUACCCAAAAACGAAAAGUUCGAAGUGCUGGACAUUCAGAAAAUUGACACUAUGUAUGGCGAGGCCGUAUACGUGGAGCUCCGCAUGGAAAACGACAAGCCAGUGAAAGUGUAUCUACCUGGACGCUUCAAAAAAUUGUCGGAGGAAGAGCUAGAGGAAAUGCGACUGCUUCCAAAUCUCAAAAUGGAGAAGAAAGAACGGUUUACCAAAGAUGGUAAAAAAGUCAUUUCGCCAGAUAUUAUCUUCACCAAUUCGAAGAGAAAGUGAUGAGAUAUGGUGACGUGUCACUUAUGCUCCCAGCACGAACGGCAGUAUUAUGCAACAGCAUUAGGUCUUCAGAUUCACUUGGCAAAUGUUCACAAUCUUCAAGCCCCCUGCAUUCCUUUUUGUGAGACUUUGUGCACACUGCGAAACUAUACUAAUCGGUUCGAGCUACAUUUACACGACAGGGACGUUAGCGGACAUGAUGUUACAACCUUUUUUCACGAGUACAGACAGUACAUUGCUGAUGUCUUACGACACUUUGGUUUCCCACUGCGCUAUUUUGUAUUGCUUAAAGUGGAACUUGGUCGUCACACGCCAGACGAUGAGUUACAGCUCGAAAUUAGUUUCGUGCCUUCCAAAGUAGUGACAGUAUGGUCAGAGGCAGAUGUAGAACCUUCUAUCACUCAAGUGACUGCUGAAAUAGCACAAAAUUUGGAAAACCUCGAAGUAGAAGGUUCAGGUUUUUUUCUCUUUCGCAUUCAUGCCUGUAUCAUGAACAUUGGACGUUUGAUGCCUCAACUGAUUGGAUGUGCCCAGUUUGAGUUACCGCAAGAAUUGAAGCAUAAGUUUCGUUCUCUGUUGUGUGUGGACUUUGGUUUGCAUGAAGAUGAGCAGAACAUGUGUUUUGCCUUCUCUGUAAUAGCUGCACUGCAUCCUGCUACUGGUUAUCGCAGGCGUAGGGCAUCUUCGUACAGACCAUAUAUUUCUGAGUAUGUUUUUCCGAAAACAUUCCCGGUAGCUUUCCCAAAAGAGGUUGAAGCAUUCGAAAAAAAUAAUGGUAUCAGUAUCAAUGUGUACGCCUACGAAAGGGAAGACAAAUCUCUGUACCCCAUCAAGGUUGUCGAUGACGAGCGUGAGAAACAUGUGGAUCUGUUGCUAAUCGACUCUCAUUUUCUGCUUAUCACAAAUUUUAAUGGAUUAUUUCAACCUAGCGGACGGUUUCAUUGCAAGAGGUGUAUGAUGGGCUUCUCAUCAGACAGAAUCCUCAGUGAUCAUUUAAAGAUGUGUUUGCAUCAGAAGGUUGCUAAGACAAUUUACCCUAAGAAGGGAGAGACGGUAGCAUUUGCCGGGGAACAUCUCAUGUCGGAAGUCCCUUUCUACUGUGUAUAUGAUUUUGAAAGUGUUUUGUCACCUUGUUUGGAGGAAACAAACGUGUAUGAGGAUCACUGUCCUUCCUCAUUUUGCCUUUUGGUUAUACGUGCAUCCGACUCACACGUGUUGCAAAAGCAUCUUUUCCGUGGUCCUAAUUGUGUCACAGUAUUUAUGGAGCUGCUGCGGAAAUUGCAUGACGAAAUUUUAGGAUGGAUACAUGCUUUUGCACCUCUAGAAAUGACUGAAGAGAAUGAGCGUCAACAUACAGCAGCCACUCAUUGUAAUAUCUGCAAAGAAUCCUUUGCUAAAAGACAAAAAGUUCGAGACCAUGACCAUGUAAGCGGAGAAUUUCGACAAACACUAUGUCAGACGUGUAACCUGAAACUGAGAGUGCCACCCAAGAUUCCAAUCAUUGCACAUAAUGCUAACUAUGACAUGAGUUUUCUCCUGUCUCAUUUACAUCUGCUUAAGAAGUCAGACAUCAACGUGAUUGCCACCAGCUGUCAAAAAUUUAAAGCAAUUGACAUCGGCUCUUAUCGAUUCUUGGACAGUUUGAGUUUUCUGAACGCAAGCCUUGAAACACUGGUGAAAAAUCUACGUGAUAAAGGUGAAUCCAACUUUCAAUGCCUUCGCCAGUUUUUUCCAAAUGAGGAACACUUUCAGCUGGUUGUUCGUAAGGGGGUCUUCUGUUAUAACUUUGUCACCAGUUUUGAAGCCUAUGAUGAGCCUUCGCUACCACCUCGAGAUAAGUUCUUUAACAUUUUGAAUGGAACCGAAGUAAGUGAACAAGACUACAACCACGCGCAGAAUGUGUAUGAAAAAUUUCGGCUCAAGAGUCUUGGAGAGUAUUCGGACUUAUACCUUCUGACAGACACACUGCUUUUAGCAGAUGUGUUUCAGAACUUUCGAAAGUGGACACUCGAUGUGCACAAGAUUGAACCGUUUCAUUUUGUAUCCCUUCCAGGAUUAAGCAUGUCUUGUGCACUAAAAAUGAGUCAGGUAGAACUAGAACUAAUUAACGACCCCAACGCGUACCUGCUCAUCGAGAAUGGCUUACGAGGAGGUGUCACACAGUGCUCCCUGAGAAAAGCAACUGCGAAUGUGCCAGGAACAGAACAGUUUGAUCCCGAAAAAGAAAAAAAAAUAAUUAACUACAUUGAUGUAAAUGGCCUGUAUGGAGCAGUCAUGAGAGAACCAUUGCCUUACGGAGGAUUUGAGUGGCUCACUGAGGAGGAAAUUGUUAACUUGGAUAUAGCUCAGAUACGAGAUGAUAGCCCUGUGGGUUACUUUCUUGAGGUAGACCUAGUGUAUGACCGAGCAACUCAUGAACACCACAGAGAUCUUCCCGUUGCCCCUGAAAAAAUGUCCGUUCGUUAUGAGCUAUUGUCAGACUAUCAGAAGGCGCUCAUGAAGAAGUUCAAUCUUCCACAGAAAGCUACCGAAGCAAAACUGUUGCUAACAUUAUUUGAUAAAGAGAGGUACUUUCUCCACUAUCGCAAUUUGCAACUGUAUCUGCAAUUGGGGUUGCGUCUCACUAAAGUUCACAGGGUUCUCAAGUUCAAUCAAAAGCCCUUUCUGCGAUCCUAUGUCGACUUCAAUCACGAACUUCGGAAGCGAGCUACAAACGCAUUUGAGAAACAGCAAUCAAAGCUAAUGAUUAAUAGUGUAUAUGGCAGGACAUGUAUGCAAGUCAGGAAAUUCGUAAAUUGUCGCCUCACAGUAACAGAUGAGCAAGUGUUGAAGCUUCUACGUAAACCAAACUUGAAACAGUUCCGCCCUCUGAGCUCUCACGUCAUCUUGUUCCAAUUUAGUCAGUCUGUUCUUCGCAUGAAGCAACCGCUGUACCUGGGCUUCACAAUAUUGGAAUUGUCUAAGCUGAAGAUGUUUGAUUUUUAUCAUAACCAUCUUCUCCGUGUAGCCCCUGAUACACGACUGCUAUACAUGGACACUGAUUCUUACAUUGUGAUGCUGAGUGACGAUAAAGUACUCCACGAACUAGCUGACGAGCAUCUAGACAACUCUGGAUAUGACCCUGAUCACCCACUCUAUUCGACAAAAAACAGGAUGGUACUAGGAAAGUUUAAAAAUGAGCUUCCUCGUGAUCACAUUCUUGGCUUCUGUUGUCUGAAGCCAAAGCUGUACGCCCUCGAUCUGUGCAGCAAAAAGCAGUACAAUCGCGCUAAGGGUGUUAAACAAUGUGAAGCACAAAAACUCCACUUCUCUAUGUAUACGAAUGCUCUCGAGCAGGGCACAAUGCAUAAAGUUAAACAGAACCUCAUUGUGCACAAGGACAAUGUCAACAAAAGUGUGUCAGUGACAAAAAUAGCCCUCAAUCCACUGGAUACGAAACGCUUCAUUUGUGAUGAUGGAAUUGACACGCUACCUUUUGGCUAUGGUUGAAUUUUUUUAAUGUGUACGGAUUGGUCUCUCUAAUGAAGCGAUGGUGUUGGGGUGUGCACCGUCACGAGGUUUCAUUACAGAGUUGGCAUACGGGAGUAGGAGGGAACUCAUCUGUUAUCACCCCCGCAACAGAUGUUGCCCUUCUAUUCCUGGUCCCACAGAAAAAAAUUGUAAUAAAGAUGUUACAUCCAUAUAGCUAUGGUUUGUCAUAUAUUAGAACAAUGUCAUGUUAGAACCAUGAACUAAAGCUAUUGCAUUAUUCCACAUCUAUGGUUGUCAGUGUGGGAUUACUUACAACUGUGAGUUAGGAGCUAGAGGAUAUUUGUUAGCCACGAGUGAUGACUAAGCUGAGACCUGGUUUGAUGAAUUUCAUGUCUUCCUGAAGUAAUGUGUAGCUCUUGAUGUGAGUGAAAGAGAGACAGUUUGCUUUCCCAUAUUGCUGCAUGCAUUUGCGAUGGAAAUAACAACUGACUUUGUCUGCAAGUCACUGUUUGUAAAUGGACCGUCUCAGACGAAUUUGAUUAUAUGUGUGUGAAAUAACCUGUUUUCUAAGAAUUUGAUUAUAAGAGUAUGUGAUAACCAGUUUCUAAUAGCAUGUAUGUAAUCUAUAACAACGUCUUUGUUUGCAAGUCAGUGUUUGCAAAUAGCCUGUCUCAGAUGAGAGUCACUGUUUGUAAAUGAUCCGUGUCAGAAAAUUUUUGAUUAUACAGUCAAACUUCUUUACAACGAAACUCAGGGGACAGCAAGAAAAAUUCGCAGUAAAGGUAUUUUCGUUAAAAAGGAUGUCCAUUAUUGGACCUAUAGGGCUCCAGCAGGACCGCAAAAAAAUUGCUGUAGUGGUAUUUUCGUUAAAAAGGUGUUCGCUAUAAAGGAGUUUGACUGCAUGUGUAUGAAAUAACCAGUUUCUAAUAGCAUGUAUGUAAUCAUCAACAAUGUCUUUGUUUGCAAGUCACUGUUUGUAAAUAGCCUAUCUCAGAUGAGAUUUUUUUUUAUUACCAAUGAUUCAUUAUAUAGUGUGCAAAUUAAGUUGACAAAUAAAGCUCUUUUCAGGCAAACUGAAAUUUUAUUGAAUGCUCAUAGUACACUACAGCAUGACAUAUCCUCUGUUUUUCUUGGGAAAUUUUUUCGAACAAGUGUUUCUAUCAAUCUGUCAUUGUGUCUGAAGUUGGUUGGUGAAAACUUCUGAGUGCACUCUUGAAGAGAGAAACCACAGGCUAGAAGACUACCUACAUACAAGCAGUACAGUCCACAUGUAGCAGAUCCAUAUCCCUGAAGUCGUUUUGCAUUGUAGUGAAAGGAAGAUGUUGGGUGAAUAAACUGGUAAAUUUCUUUGCAAACUGGUCGUAUGCCGUAGCUGUCGAAAUAAGAAAUGCUGUUGUUCUUAGAGAUGUAACAUAAGGUCCAGUGUUCUCCAGGAGAGGAUCUAGGAGCUGUGUUUACAACAUACAGCCCUGGUUCAGCUUUUUGACUUGCAAUUUCAUUGCAUGCAAAUGUUCCACGAAACAGUGGCCUUGUGCAGUGAUUUCGAGCAAAGGCUGCAUAAAAUUCCCAUUCCUCCAUUUUUUUUCUAUACGAAUUUGACUCGUCUGUCUUUGUUGAUUUCUAGCACACGAGGUGUUUCUGAAACAAAGAGAACUGUAACAGCCUCUGUAAGAUUUCCACCAAAUGUUAGGGUGAGACGAACAUUGGCUUGUACCACUGGACUCAGCGACUGCACUUCCACAUCUGGAGUGAGAUGGUAGUAGAGCAUAAACGUUUCUUUCUCAUAUGCAGCCGGAGCUAGAGGUAUGUCUUUCCGCUUCAGCUUGUGAAGCAAAUUCAUAUAUCCUUUAGAGUAGAUCGAUCGUUGAAAGUCAAAGUCAUCUGUGUACUGUUGUCCACCAACAUCAAGCACAGCUCUCUUAAGCUUGAAAUUUUCAAGUUUAAAUGGAUUCCUUUGUCUGUUACCCUGGUAGGCUUCACUUCUAACCAUCAAUACUGUCAGCUUUGAGGGAACUCGUUCACUGUAAAGGUCAUCGAAAAUCACUUGAGAUUGAUUUGGAGCAAUUGUCCUGUACUUAAUCUCUAAUCCUCGAAGGAGGUAUGAUGCUGGAGUUGUCUGAAGUCUUCG
This is a messenger RNA of Ornithodoros turicata, 8654 nucleotides long. RefSeq lists its product as uncharacterized. The coding region runs from base 3062 to 6544 and encodes 1160 amino acids. The transcript has 3 exons. The record is from RefSeq and is a predicted model, not a curated record. NCBI's taxonomy places the organism in Eukaryota, Metazoa, Arthropoda, Arachnida, Ixodida, Argasidae. Gene Ontology annotation, biological process: DNA replication. Gene Ontology annotation, molecular function: nucleotide binding; DNA-directed DNA polymerase activity; DNA binding.